Sitophilus oryzae (rice weevil) is the source of this 987-nucleotide messenger RNA. Its product is annotated as F-box/LRR-repeat protein 7-like. Gene Ontology annotation, molecular function: protein binding. Gene Ontology annotation, cellular component: SCF ubiquitin ligase complex. Bases 1 to 933 code for a protein of 310 amino acids. Gene Ontology annotation, biological process: SCF-dependent proteasomal ubiquitin-dependent protein catabolic process. NCBI's taxonomy places the organism in Eukaryota, Metazoa, Arthropoda, Insecta, Coleoptera, Curculionidae. The record is from RefSeq and is a predicted model, not a curated record. The transcript is spliced from 3 exons.
AUGUAUGUCACUUUGACAUUUGGAGAUGCUGGUUUAAAAUAUGUGCCAAGUUUUUGUUCUGGACUCCGAGAACUUAGCGUAAGCGACUGUCCCAACGUGACGGACUUCGGAUUAUACGAACUAGCUAAAUUAGGACCAACCUUACGAUACUUGUCUGUAGCGAAAUGUGAUCAAGUGAGUGAUGCCGGUUUAAAAGUGAUAGCGAGAAAAUGUUACAAAUUAAGAUAUUUGAAUGCCAGAGGUUGCGAGGCAGUAUCGGAUGACGCCAUAACUCUAUUAGCUAGAUCUUGUACUAGACUUAGGGCCUUAAAUAUAGGAAAAUGUGAUGUGAGCGACGCUGGACUACGAGCUCUGGCCGAAUGCUGUCCUAACUUGAAGAAAUUGAGCCUAAGAAAUUAUGCUGGUUUAAAAUAUGUGCCAAGUUUUUGUUCUGGACUCCGAGAACUUAGCGUGAGCGACUGUUCCAACGUGACGGACUUCGGAUUAUACGAACUAGCUAAAUUAGGACCAACCUUACGAUACUUGUCUGUAGCGAAAUGUGAUCAAGUGAGUGAUGCCGGUUUAAAAGUGAUAGCGAGAAAAUGUUACAAAUUAAGAUAUUUGAAUGCCAGAGGAUGCGAGGCAGUAUCGGAUGACGCCAUAACUCUAUUAGCUAGAUCUUGUACUAGACUUAGGGCCUUAAAUAUAGGAAAAUGUGAUGUGAGCGACGCUGGACUACGAGCUCUGGCCGAAUGCUGUCCUAACUUGAAGAAAUUGAGCCUAAGAAAUUGUGAGCUUGUUACAGAUCGAGGGAUGCAAUGUGUGGCUUAUUAUUGUAGAGGACUCCAACAACUCAACAUACAAGAUUGUCAAAUAUCCCUAGAAGGGUAUAGGGCUGUUAAAAAGUAUUGCAAGAGAUGCGUUAUUGAACAUACGAAUCCUGGAUUCUUUUAAAGUUUGUUGCUUUAUUUAUAAUUUAAUGAAAUUUGUUAUAUUUAUUUUGUAAAU